This is a messenger RNA of Aspergillus niger, 1530 nucleotides long. RefSeq lists its product as uncharacterized. NCBI's taxonomy places the organism in Eukaryota, Fungi, Ascomycota, Eurotiomycetes, Eurotiales, Aspergillaceae. The transcript has 2 exons. Gene Ontology annotation, biological process: transmembrane transport. The record is from RefSeq and is a predicted model, not a curated record. The coding region runs from base 1 to 1530 and encodes 509 amino acids. Gene Ontology annotation, molecular function: transmembrane transporter activity.
AUGCCAUCAGAAGAUAGUGCGACACCCGUUCAAUCGAACACCUCGACUGGAGUGGCGACCCCCGAACCACCCUACAGCAUCUUCGAUAAGCGACAGAAGUGGUUAAUCAUCAUUAUUGUAUCUACUGCAGCAACAUUCUCCGGUUUCGCAUCCAACAUUUAUUUCCCAGCUUUACCAACAAUCGCCAAUGACCUCAAUGUCUCCAUCGAACUUCUUAACUUAACUGUUACAUCCUAUCUCAUCUUCCAGGGUCUCGCCCCCAGUCUCUGGGGCCCAGUAUCCGACGUGAAAGGUCGCCGGACAGCAUAUAUGUGCACAUUUGUUGUCUUCCUAGGCGCCUGUAUCGGACUUGCCGAGUCGAAAAACUAUGCGACGCUCAUUAUUCUCCGAUGUCUUCAAAGCACCGGCAGCGCUAGUACAAUCGCAAUUGGAUCCGGCGUCAUCAGCGAUAUUACCACUCGGGCCGAGCGCGGUGGCUACAUGGGAAUCUUCCAAGCAGGCUUGCUCGUCCCCGUUGCCGUUGGACCAGUCAUCGGAGGUGGAAUUGCUGGAUCUUUGGGAUGGAAGGCGAUCUUCUGGUUCCUGACUAUUUACAGCGGCGCUUUCCUCUGCUUUCUCAUCGUCUUUCUGCCAGAGACUCUACGAUCGAUUGUUGGCAACGGGUCUCUGAAGUCUUCCAACCCAUUGGUGAAUUUUCCGCUGGAAUUACAUCAGAAAACGACCAAGGUCGAGUGGGAGCAGGUCCCGGAUGGCCAAUCGCAGCGCGCAGCAAAGAAAAAGAUUGAUGUUUUGGGACCGCUUCGGAUACUCAUCAGCAACCACGCGGCACCUAUUAUAAUUUUUCUGGCGGUGUAUUACGCUGUUUGGCAGAUGAGCAUCACAGCGAUGUCCUCCCUUUUCAAAAGCCGCUAUGGUUUGUCAGAGAUUCAAAUCGGUUUGACGUUCAUCGCCAACGGUGUAGGGUCCAUGAUCGGAACUCUGGUGACCGGCAAAAUUCUUGAUGCCGACUAUCGUCGUGUGAAAUCUAGGUAUGAGGCUUCGCUCGAUGCCGAGCAGGGGGAGGAAACCACUGCGGCUACACGAGAAGAGAACUUUCCCCUCGAAAAGGCACGUCUUCGACUCGUGCCCAUCUUUUCCAUCCUUCAGUGCCUUUCUAUCAUUUUGUUUGGUUGGACGAUUAAUUACGCCCGCAAAGUGCACAUCGCUGUACCUAUCGUCUCGACCUUCAUCACGGGCUGGACUGCUGUCUCCACACAGUCGCUCAUCAUGACAUAUCUUGUGGAUAUAUUCCCUGAUAGGAGCGCUGCAGCUAGUGCCAGUCUAAACCUUGCACGAUGUCUCUUUGCUGCGGGAGGUACCAGCUUUAUCAUGCCUCUUAUCAAUAGCGUUGGGGUUGGCGUGGCCUUCACCAUUUGCGUCGCUGUACAGCUACUUGCACUGGUAGGGCCUUUGAUUCAGUGGAGAUUUGCCGCUGGAUGGAGAAGAAAGGAGAGGGAACGAGAUGCCCAGAGGGCGGACGUGAAGAACUAA